Molecule: messenger RNA, 354 nt
Organism: Morchella importuna
Lineage: Eukaryota; Fungi; Ascomycota; Pezizomycetes; Pezizales; Morchellaceae
Exons: 2
Coding region: 1-354 (117 amino acids)
Source: RefSeq, a predicted model, not a curated record
AUGCGUCUUCUCGCCCUCUUUUCCCUUGCUCUGGUGUUUAUCAUGGCCCAUCUCACCAUGGCCAACCCCGCUCCCGCUCCCGCCCCCGCCCCCGCCCCCGUGUCUGCGCCGGACCUCGACAAUCCUCUCGUCAAGCGCGCCUGCGUUGUUAAUGGCUGCAAAUGCAGGCCCGGGGUAAAAGAUGGGGAGUACUGUUGGGGCUGCAACGCGCACUCGGAUGCGGGUACUUGGUUUCCCGGAUCAGCCUCCUACAAGACCUGGGUGUUUCAAUGUGGUCCGCAUAAUGUGUGCUGUGUAGCGAACUCGCUGGCGAGCUGUACCAAUGCAACCCCCAGUCCGUGUGGUCCGGUAUAG